UUUGGAUAUUUCUUUUUCAGCCUUAGUCGCAACUAGCAACGAAGGUUCUUCAUUGAUCUUUUCAAAGGCAUAGAAUCUGCGUGUUCUUUGAGGAUUUAUUAUAUAAUUUUUACUCACCAAUUGUAACUUGGCGACGAAGUUUCUGAGUUUCAGAAUUUCAAGCAUUGUUGCUGAAGACUUGAUAGAAAAUAGCAUUAAUCUUAGGUGCUCCUGCUACCUGCACCUUGAUACUUGGGAUGGGAUGCGCAAACAUCUUCAAAAGACGCGUGAAAGUAUUCACGCUUGCAAUGAUAAUCUACUUCGACUAUAAGGCUUUGCAGCAGAGGGAGAAGUGGAUUAACAAAUCUAAAAGAGCUAGCAUAUGGGAAAGAGCUCAUGAGCGGAACGCUAAGCGAGUUCUCAAUCUGAUACUACAAUUAGAAGGUCUGUGGGUAAAACUUGGUCAGUACCUAUCUACACGUGCAGAUGUACUCCCUGAGGCCUAUAUAUACCUCCUCAAGCAGUUACAGGAUUCCCUUCCUCCACACCCUUUGCAAGAGGUUCGCCAGACUAUAGAGAAAGAGAUGGGGAAGCCCAUGGGUGACAUAUUCUCAGAUUUUUCCGAAACACCUCUUGCAACUGCAUCAAUAGCACAAGUUCACCGUGCAACUCUGAGUACUGGGCAGGAGGUGGUUGUUAAAGUUCAACACGAGGGAAUCAAGACGAUCAUAUUAGAGGACUUAAAAGAUUCAAAGUCAAUAGUAGACUGGAUAGCCUGGGCUGAACCACAGUAUAACUUCAACCCAAUUAUUGAUGAGUGGUGUAAAGAAGCGCCUAAAGAACUGGACUUUAACCAUGAAGCUGAAAAUACGAGAACAGUCUCCAGAAACUUAGGCUGCAAAAGCAGACAAGAUGGUGCUACUUCUGAAGAUCGCAUUAAUGUAUUGAUUCCUGAAGUUAUUCAGUCAUCUGAGAAGGUCCUCAUUCUCGAUUAUAUGGAUGGAGUUCGUUUAAAUGACAUUGAAUCUCUGGAAGCUUUAGGUGUUGACAAACAAAAGCUUGUUGAAGAAAUCACUCGUGCAUAUGCCCACCAAAUUUAUGUUGAUGGAUUUUUCAAUGGUGACCCUCAUCCUGGGAAUUUUCUUGUGAGCAAGGAACCCCCUCAUCGCCCCAUUUUACUGGACUUUGGACUUACAAAGUCAUUGUCAAGUUCUAUGAAGCAUGCACUUGCAAAAAUGUUUCUAGCAUCUGCUGAGGGAGAUCAUGUAGCACUUUUGUCAGCCUUUGAAGAGAUGGGACUAAAGUUGCGUCUGGACAUGCCAGAGCAGGCUAUGCAGAUCACAAGUGUACUCUUUCGUACUUCCACCCCAGCUAGUGAAGCCAUUGAAAACAUGAAAUCUUUAGCUGAGCAAAGAACCAAAAAUAUGAGGGCCAUCCAGGAAAAGAUGAAACUUGACAAAAAAGAAGUCAAACGUUUUAAUCCUGUUGAUGCUUUUCCAGGUGAUGCUGUGAUAUUUGGACGUGUUUUAAAUCUUCUCCGAGGGCUUUCAUCUAUGAUGAAUGUUCGCAUUGUGUAUUUGGAUAUAAUGAGACCAUUUGCUGAAGCUGCUUUACAAGGAAACAUCGAGAAGGGACCAGCAACAAAUGCACAGUGGAUCCAUGACACACCUGUUCAAUCUAAUGUGGAGGCCAAGCUGAGGCAAUUCUUAGUUCAGCUCGGCAAUGAUGAUAAAAUACUAGGAAUUCAGGUGAAUAUGAAUAUCCAACUAGAUGCAUUAAUUGCCCACUGCCUUUUUUCUUCCAUUUCUGUGUUUUAUGUUUCAUGUAAUAAGAGAACAUUACAUGUGCUGUGGCCUAAAAUAAACAGCCUGUACACUCAGGAUGCUGUACAGAAAUCUGUCCAAACUGAACCCUAUACAUCAAAAGGGAAGCCCCAUCUUUAG
Messenger RNA from Telopea speciosissima, 1922 nucleotides. Its product is annotated as protein ACTIVITY OF BC1 COMPLEX KINASE 8, chloroplastic-like. The transcript has 15 exons. Lineage: Eukaryota; Viridiplantae; Streptophyta; Magnoliopsida; Proteales; Proteaceae. The coding region runs from base 237 to 1922 and encodes 561 amino acids. The record is from RefSeq and is a predicted model, not a curated record. Gene Ontology annotation, cellular component: endoplasmic reticulum; Golgi apparatus.